Messenger RNA from Megalopta genalis, 3015 nucleotides. RefSeq lists its product as uncharacterized. Gene Ontology annotation, cellular component: cytosol. Gene Ontology annotation, molecular function: NF-kappaB binding. Lineage: Eukaryota; Metazoa; Arthropoda; Insecta; Hymenoptera; Halictidae. The record is from RefSeq and is a predicted model, not a curated record. Gene Ontology annotation, biological process: signal transduction; cellular response to tumor necrosis factor.
GCAGUAGCAUGCCGCCCUUCGUGCCGUGAACGUCGUGGAACGCGGUCCGAACGUGAACGAGAGGUCUACGGUGUCGUUCCCUCGAGUGUCAGCCGAGCCAACCCCUUGUCAACCCCUAACAGAGUCGAAUAAGAAGAGUCAGCCGCGACGAUAGGCCAUAAGAGAGAGAGAGAGAGAGAGAGAGAGCACAGGUCCGGUAAAUAGAUGCGGAACAUGCGGGCCCGGUGAACUUGAGGAAAGAUGGUGGACAAAGGGGAACUGGAGAAGCCACCGUCGCCGGUGAACAUCAACGAGGCGAUCGAAGCGAAGGUGUUGACUCGGAAGACUGCCAGAAUACUUAAAAAUGGGCUGCUGCUGUACGAGGCUGUGAUCAAGAACGAGGCGGAUACGGUUCGCAAGGUGCUGAAAGAGACGGUGGACGUCGACUCGAGGAACAACUAUGGCCGGGCGCCGAUCCAUUGGGCCGCGUCCUGGGGAAACACGGAGAUCAUCGAAAUGUUGAUACAGGCGAAAUGCGACAUCGAGGCCAGAGACAAGUCUGGUAUGCGGCCGUUGCACAUGGCGGCCAAGUACGGGCACCGAGACGCCGUGAAGAUGUUAAUCAACGCCGGAGCGAAUGUGUCUGCUGUCAACAAGGAACAAUACACGCUUUUAAUGUACGCCGCCCAGGGCACCAACAUGGACGUCGUGGAAUAUCUCGCGGAGACUGUGGAGUCUUUGAACGGGGAUGCAACCGAUUGUACUGGCUCGACUGCACUUCACCAUGCAGCCAGCGCCGGUCAUCCGACUGUGAUCACAGCGCUCUCGAAAAUAUCCAGUAUCGAGUUGAACGCCACCGACAAGAAAGGACAGACGCCUCUGCACUAUGCCUGUGCCAAGGGAAACCUGGCAGCCGUGGAGGUCCUGAUAGGACUGAAUGCGAACAUGAACGCCCAGGAUGUCGAAGGAAACACACCUCUCCACGUGGCUACCAGGACGAGACACACCGCCAUCGCUCAAUUACUGUUGAGGGCUGGAGCUGACACCGAGAUCACGGAUCAGAUGGGUUUCACUCCGUUGCACGUCGCCGCCAGUCAGGGCUGCAAGGGAAUAUUAGACUCGAUGAUUCAACACGGCGCGGCUCUGAACAAACAGUGCAAGUACGGUAACACGCCGCUGCAUCUCGCCUGCCAGAACAACGUCGAACAACAGGUCGAAACGGUGCAGAUAUUAAUCGGCAAAGGCGUCGACCUGAACUGCUUGAACUUGAGACUACAAUCGCCUAUCCACAUCGCUGCCGAGAUGGGUCAUAAGGAGAUAUGCGAGCUGUUGCUCGCGGCAGGUGCGAAUAUCGAGCAGAGAGAACAGAGCGGCAGGACGCCGCUGUACAUCGCGGCGAGGGGUAGCUUCACGGCCAUCGUCGACAUGAUUAUCAAAACCGCCAGACUCGACUAUCCCGCGCCGGAAGCCUCCACAUCCGAGAAAGAGAUCCGCGAUCUAACGCCGGCCAGGAGAAGAUGGCGGGAGGGAUCCAGAGGCGGCAGCAUCUCCAGCAACAACUGCGGCUUCCCGGAGUCCGUUCUGUGGAAGCUGGCGUACAAACAGCUGGGCCCCGACGACUGGAAGAAGCUGGCGCUCCAUUGGGCCUUCACGCAGGAUCAGAUCCUGGCGAUCGAGCACCAGUACACUGCUCCUCUUAUAGGUCCCUCGAGCUACAAGGAGCACGGCUUCCGGAUGCUGAUGAUCUGGGCGUCGGGAUUGAGUCCUGAAAUCCCCAUAGGCAAGGAGCUGUGCGACGCUUUGAUCGCGGUAGACAAGAAGGCUGCCGCUGAGUCCGUUCGCAAGCACAUGGAGCAGGAGAAAGACGGCAAAACGAAGUCGCACAAGCAGCGUUGUCACAAAUGUUCCAUCGCCUAAAUUCCAUCGACCCCCGUGCUUUAACGAAAAAAACGAACGAUAACCACGCGUCGCCGUCGACGGCGGCGAUAUCGCGUUUGCCACAUAUCUGUAUAGUUGUCGAUCUUUUUUACGGUGCGACCUGCUACACACGAAACGCGCGCAGCGGUGUCUAUUGUGUAGUCGUCGAAAUAGAAACCGGAGAAUCAACGAAACGAGUCGCUCGCGUCAACGAAUCGCUCUCGAACCGUGUACACCCAACGAUUCUACAGUCUCGAGGUUUCACGUAGAUUAAAGCGAAACGGCGGAGGGGAGGAGGGGCGUUUGUAAAUAUUUUCGAGGAACGAGAUUGCUCUCUGUCGGGUCUCCCGAAGCAUUGUACGCACGUAUUUCGUCUUCGCGUCGAUAGGACCGGCGCGAACGCGUGCGAGAAAAAGCGAACCGUCCCGCGAUGUUUUAUUCUAUCGGAUCGAGUGUGCUGCACUCGGGAGGAUCGACUCUGCUCCAUCGAUUCUGGGCGUAGAACGCGUAGAACACGUGCAUUGAAGUCAUGGGGUGUGCGGGUAUCUCAUAGAGGUGGGCGGGUACCCGAAUAUUUCGUGACUCGGGUCGGGACCAUUGUGUACGGGAAAAUAAGUUACGCAAGGAGUGGGGGCUGGCGACGCAUGCGCGGGAGUCCCCGGCGUGGCGCUGUCGCGCGAACGUCGUAAUUCUGAACUACGAUCAGAAAGAGGCCUUACGUCGCGUCGCGAUCGCAGCUCAGAAUUAUAACGAUCAUCCGGUAGACGCGCCGCGCCGCCUAUGCGGGACUCCCGGCGCAUGCGUCGACAAUCUCACUCCUUGCGUAACUUAUUUUCCUGUGAACGCUGGUCCCGAUCCGACGCGAGACACGAAAUGACGAGUUCCCGCACAUCCCCAAUUGGAGCACACGGGCUCAGCUUGCAGGGCUUUAGAUGUGAUAAAACGAGAAACCGUAGAUUUAUUUGGUACCGUGCGAAACGAUUGCGCAAUUCGAGGAAGACAAUCUCUACAUAUCCAGGAAAAAAAGUGUACAACUCGAUACAAAGCUGUAACCGAAGUAUCCACUGAGAACUUUCGAGCGGACGAACGUUCCCAAUAAACGCUGCAAAUUGAACAAUA